AUAAAACGAUCUUUCUUCAGAAUCUGAAAAGACAAACAAAAAAAAAAAAACAAAAAAAUUGUUACCUCUUCAACUUCCUCUCUCUUUCCAUAUGAAACGACCAAGAGCCAAAUCUAGUUCGUUUACAUAAAUCCUGUUCAGGUCUGCGAUUGAUUUACUUGAGGAAGCAGCUGCUCAUCAUAGACUGCCUUUUUAAGCGACAUUUAUGGAGAAGUCUGUCAGUGCAUUGUUAGAGGAUCAAGUGAGGGAAGAGACGAAUCUCCAUGCUAGGAUUAUAGAGCUAGAAAAGAACCUCGACAAUGCCAAACAAAGGUUGGGCAUGGGAGAGGAUCAAAUGGAAAGGUUUUUAAAAACUACAUUGAGGUUUGCAGAGGAUAAAGGGAAAGAAAAAGUGAAAUUUCAAUCAAGAGUUUCUAAGCUAAAAAAGAAACUUGAAGCUUUAAGACAAGUAUCUGGCAGUGCAGAGGAGGUUGAUAUGGAGAUCAAGGAAAAGAUGCAAGCAACUGAAGUAGCUAUGGCUGAAAUGGAAUCUCUUAAUCAGAAUCUUAUUGCCAAGGAGCGUAAAAGUAAUGAUGAAUUGCAGGAGGUUUGUAAGAAAUUGAUGGAUAAAGAAGACGACUUGGAGCAGAUGGAAGCAAUAAUCCAUAGUCUUAUUGUUAAGGAGCGAGCUAGUAAUGAUGAACUGCAAGUGGUUCGAGCGGAGUUGAUCAAUGGUUUGGAAAAAUUUGGAAGUUCUGAUUUUAUUGGAAUCAAGAGAAUGGGAGAUCUUGAACUUGAACCAUUCUACAGAGCAGCCAAGAGAAAAUAUUAUGACCCGGAAGCAGAAGAGAAAGCCGCAGAGCUGUGCUCAAUUUGGGAGGAUUGCCUCAAGGAUUCAAGCUGGCAUCCUUUUAAGAUUGUCAUGGAUAAAGAAGGAAAUUAUGUGAAUAUAAUUAAUGAAGACGACGAGAAAUUGAAAGGUCUAAAAGAUGAGUAUGGUGAUGAACUUUAUGAGGCAGUGACCACAGCCUUGACAGAAAAGAAUGAGUACAACCAAAGUGGUGGGUAUGUAAUAUCAGAGCUAUGGAAUUACGAAGAAGGGAGGAAGGCCUCACUGAAGGAGGUAGUAUCAUACAUACUGAAGCAUUGGAAAAAGCCCAAACAAAAGAGGAACUGAAGGUCUGUCAGGCAACUGAGGAAGAAGGGGAACUGAGGAAGUCAAGAGCUUUUCUGCAGAUGUAUUGUCAUGCUAGUCUUGUGCUCUAUCUUUUGCCAAGCAAUUGUUUGUUGGGUUUAAUUAAAACUAGUCUUUUGUUCUUUGUUUAUUGUUAUUGUUUCAGCUGGUAAUUUGGGGAAAGGUUGUUGUCAAAGAUAUUUGGCUUGUAAUUUGGCUGCGAUUCGAAGCUUUGUUAUUUGCUAAUUUUCUUGCAAUGCAUCUUCUCUAUUGAUGGAUGGUA
This is a messenger RNA of Quercus lobata, 1436 nucleotides long. RefSeq names its product factor of DNA methylation 4-like. The coding region runs from base 206 to 1156 and encodes 316 amino acids. NCBI's taxonomy places the organism in Eukaryota, Viridiplantae, Streptophyta, Magnoliopsida, Fagales, Fagaceae. The transcript is spliced from 8 exons. Gene Ontology annotation, biological process: gene silencing by siRNA-directed DNA methylation. The record is from RefSeq and is a predicted model, not a curated record.